GGGAGGUGCAUACAGAACCUAGGGAAGGAGAGAGAGUGCACAGGGAGAGUUGAGUCAGACUCAGAGCAGACCAUGGGCAGCCCAAGACGUUCCGCAGCAAUGCUGGGAGAGAGGUGAGGGCGCUCUCCGCGAGGGGAACCGGAGCAGCCGGCAGCCGAGAGCAGGGAGCGGUUUCAGGGCGCCGUCGGGAGCGGGGCCCGGAGCCGCCGCCGCCCCCCUUCCCCGUCCCCCCCCGCCGCCGCCGGGGGCCCCGAGCCCGGAGGCAGCUCCCCGCCCUCCCGGGAUGCCCGAGCAGUGCAAGAACCUCACCUACGUCCAGGGCAACGGGGGGCCGGUGACCAGCGCGCUGAUGUUUGUGGCCGGGGUGGUGGGCAACGGGCUGGCCCUGGGCAUCCUGGCGGCGCGGCGGCGGGUGCUGCGCGCGCGCUCCUCGGCCUUCGCCGUGCUGGUCACGGGCCUGGCGGGCACCGACCUGCUGGGCACAUGCUUCCUGAGCCCCGCCGUCUUCGUGGCGUACGCCCGGAACAGCUCGCUGGUGGGGCUGGCCCGCGGCCCGGGGCUGUGCCACUGCUUCGCCUUCGCCAUGACCUUCUUCGGCCUGGCCUCCACGCUGAUCCUGGGGGCCAUGGCGGUGGAGCGCUGCCUGGCGCUGAGCCACCCCUACCGCUACGCCCAGCUCAACAGCUGCCGCUACGCCAAGCGGGCGCUGCCCGCCAUCUACGCCUUCUGCGCGCUCUUCUGCUCGCUGCCGCUGCUGGGCCUGGGCCGCCACCAGCAGUACUGCCCCGGCAGCUGGUGCUUCAUCCAGAUGCGCUCCGACGAGGCGGCCGUGCGCGCCUUCUCGCUGGCCUAUGCCGCCCUGGUGGCGCUGCUGGUGGGGGCCAUCGUGCUGUGCAACGGCUCCGUCACCCGGAGCCUGUGGCGGAUGUACCGCGAGCAGCGGCGGCGGCGGGGCUCCCUGGCGCCGGGCCGGGCCGGGCCCGGGCCGCGCGACGGCGAGGACGAGCUGGACCACCUGAUCCUGCUGGCGCUCACCACGGGCAUCCUGGCCAUCUGCUCGCUGCCCCUGACGAUUCGUGGCUUCAGACAGGCUUUCAAACCUGACCCCAAGGACGGGGGCGACCUCACUGCUUUCCGAUUCAGUGCCUUCAACCCCAUCCUGGACCCCUGGGUGUUCAUCCUGUUCAGAAAAGCCGUUUUCCGAAGGCUCCAGCAGGUGCUCUGCAGCCUCCGCCAAGCCCCGCCCAGGGGGCCCGCAGCUGUUAAGGUCCAUAAUUUCCCUUUUCCCGACACAACCCAGGGAUGAAGCGCCAGGCACCUGCUCUUGUUCCAUCCCCCAGCCUCCAUUUACCGACUCAGCUCUUGCCAGACUGGGGGAGGGGGGAGGGAGGGCUGGGCUCACUGGGAUGGAUCUAGGAGGGAGGACAGAUUGUUGGUACCCAAGGCAGAGUCGGCCCCUUGCCCCCCAACCCAUGUCAGAAACGGACCAAAUCUCAACUCUCUGUGUGCCUCUCUGUCCCUGCCCCAUCUGAGUUUUCUCCUGUGGAAAAGGCAACCCUAGAAUAGCUCCCAAGGACCCUUCCAGCUUCAAGAGCGGAUGAGCUUCUCGGGGCCACAGGCAGCUGCUUGGGUGGGGCUCAGCCAGGGCGGGAGCCCGGGGACAGAUAUGGCCGCUUUCCUCAGUGUUAGCCCAGGGACCCGGGCAUCCGCCCUGCCAGGGUCUGCACAAUCCUCCAGGCUCGGGCUUUGCCCCGGCACUCGCCCCGGUAAGUAGCUGCCCCCAUAGAGGCCGGACGACAGAGAAAGAAGGGGACAAAGUUUGUCCUGGAACCCAAAAAGAAUAGUGAUCUUAAAAUAACCAGCUCCUCUGGUCCCUUGCCCCAGCUCGGCCUGGCCCAACACUCCCAAAGCUCUCCAUCUCACUGUCUAAAUAUUUGGAAAAGCAGGGAGGUUCUCAACGGCUUCUGUACCCUCAGCGUGAAGCCCCCCGCCCAGGACCGAUCCCUGCCAUCUUCCCCACGGGUGGACCUCCCCCUCUCCAGGGUGGGAGACCCCCACAUCUCAAGGGUUCCCACCACCAUCAGCACCCGCUGAAAAGUCAUCUCAUGGACUCCAGCCCCGGCCCCUGUCCCUAAUCAAGGUUUCCCCAGGGGAGAUGGUGAAAGGGAUGCCAGGAGGAAGAGGAUGGAGUGGGCUGGUGGCUGGGGGUGAGCUGUGGGGCUUGUCAGGGAUGAAAAGGGAGCGGCCGAGUCCAAGCAGGAAAGCAGAGGGCAGUGGCAGCGUGGGGGUGGGGCGGGCAGAGAGGGUGGUUCUGUCACGGAAGCAUGUUCCCAUCCAGACAUUGGGAAAAGGGCCAAGAGACCCACAGCACUAAGCCUCCGCGUCACAAAUAAAUGGGCAUCGCGAGCUUAUUUACAGGCAAAA
Messenger RNA from Sarcophilus harrisii (Tasmanian devil), 2424 nucleotides. It is a transcript of the gene PTGIR, whose product is annotated as prostaglandin I2 receptor. Gene Ontology annotation, biological process: negative regulation of smooth muscle cell proliferation; adenylate cyclase-activating G protein-coupled receptor signaling pathway; positive regulation of cytosolic calcium ion concentration. Gene Ontology annotation, molecular function: prostacyclin receptor activity. Lineage: Eukaryota; Metazoa; Chordata; Mammalia; Dasyuromorphia; Dasyuridae. The transcript is spliced from 2 exons. Gene Ontology annotation, cellular component: plasma membrane. Bases 284 to 1306 code for a protein of 340 amino acids. The record is from RefSeq and is a predicted model, not a curated record.